This is a messenger RNA of Suillus discolor, 2517 nucleotides long. RefSeq names its product OPT oligopeptide transporter protein-domain-containing protein. NCBI's taxonomy places the organism in Eukaryota, Fungi, Basidiomycota, Agaricomycetes, Boletales, Suillaceae. Gene Ontology annotation, biological process: transmembrane transport. The record is from RefSeq and is a predicted model, not a curated record. The transcript has 22 exons. Gene Ontology annotation, molecular function: oligopeptide transmembrane transporter activity. The coding region runs from base 1 to 2517 and encodes 838 amino acids.
AUGGAGCCAUCCAAGGUGCUUGAGCAUCGGGAGGAAGACUUGAAGGGCUUCAGUGUUUACAGCACAAAGAGUCUAGAAGAAGCCCCCUCUCAAGAGUCUGAGCAGGUUGUCCGCGGGGCAGGAGACAUUACCAACUUGAUCAUAUCAGAUGAGGAUAAUCCUGAGCUCCCCGCACUGACCUUCCGAUUUUGGGUCCUUGGUACCGGGCUAGCGACUUUUGGAUCUGUUCUAUCCGAGAUUUAUUUUUGGAAACCCCAGAAUGCUACAGUGUCGGCCUUAUUUCAACUCAUUAUAUCCUACAUUCUGGGUAAUGCAAUGCACUAUGCUAUGCCUUCGACAGGGAUUUGGCGCCAUCUCAAUCCUGGGCCGUUCAACAUCAAGGAGCAUACGUGCAUCACCAUUAUGGCAUCCACUGCAUCAACUACAGCUACUGCUAUUGGUAUAAUAGCAACACUUGAUUUGUUUUACGGCGUGACCUUGAAUCCUGGAGCGGCAAUCUUCCAAACGUUCGCAUCGCAGUCGAUUGGAUAUGGUUUUGCAGGGCUUUUAAGAACCCUCCUCGUAUGGCCAACUUACGCACUGUAUCCGAACCAACUCCCGUCAAUUUCUCUUCUGCAAUCCAUGCACUUUGGUGGUUUACUCAACAGCAAGAAAAUGAAGUACUUCUGGAUUGUCUUUUGGGCCAUCUUUUGUUGGGAAAUCAUUCCGACUUGGAUGUUCCCCCUUCUAACGGCGUUCUCUAUUAUUUGCCUGGCUGAUAAUGGUCGCUCGGCUGUUGUUCGCAACAUCUUUGGUGGGGGAGGGUCCAAUGAAGGUUUAGGUCUGCUGUCAUUCAGUUUCGACUGGAGCUUGAUCACACAAGCGUAUCCUUUAUAUUGGCCUCUGCAGACUCAAGUUUCUUCCUGGAUUGGGCUAGCAUUUUGUUAUGCUCUGAUGACCGCAUGCUAUUAUGCAGACGUGUUCCAAGGGUAUUCGAGGGGGUUACCGUUCAUGUCAACUGCGCUAUUUACUGGUAAUGGCUCAUCGUACAACCAAUCCGCGAUCCUUACCCCCGACAAUACACUCGACCCGGAAAAGUAUGCUGAAGUUGGACCCCCGUUCAUGACAACAACCUACGCAGUUUCUACCCUUAUGAGCUAUGCUUCUAUGGGAGCAGCAUUUUCCCACAUACUUUUGUGGCACUGGACAGAGCUAUGGGAAGCUUUCAAAGGCUUCAACUUCCUAAAGUCAGAGCAGGAAUUUGACGAUGUUCACUUUCAGCGAAUGAAAGUGUAUAAAGAGGUUCCACAAUGGUGGUACGGUUCUGUUUUCAUCGUAUCAUUAGGCCUAGCGAUUGGUAUGGCGUACGUUGGCAUCAACACCCUUCCAUGGUGGUCUCUCAUCGUUUUUACCAUCCUCUCAUUCAUUAUCGCCGUCAUCCUUGGUUUCAUAUAUGCUGUGACAGGAUUCCAGAUCCCCACUGGAGGUUUUGUGCAAGUCAUUGCUGCAUAUGUUCACCCUCAGCAACCGGUUCAGAAUAUGUAUGCAAAGUUGUACGGUUACAACACUGCUUAUCAGACAUUUGCCAUGCUCUCCGAUUUGAAGCUAGGUGCUAUCUUCCACUUUGAUGAGUUGACUCAAGAUCUAACGUUUGUUUUCGAAGGACAAUAUGCAAAGGUACCGCCUAGAGCUACCUUUGUUGCGCAAAUCAGCGGCACGAUUCUUGGGGCCAUUUUCAAUUAUGUCCUCUAUAAGUCCAUCGUAGACGCACACAGAGCUGAUUUGAUAAACCCGAUCGGAACACGUAUAUGGUCAGGGUGGGGCUCACAGGAGAUCAACUCAGCAGCAAUUACAUGGGGCGCUCUGAGUGCAGAGCUAUACGGCCCAGGUAAAACCUACUUUCAGCUUCCUCUCGGACUUCUAUACGGGUUUCUCGCUCCUUUCUUGCUCUAUGCUAUGCAUCGCUUAUUCCCAAGACAAUGGAUCUGGUCCUACCUUAACAUGCCGAUUAUAUUUACGUAUCUUGGUUGGCUUCCAUACUCAGUUAAUGGGAUGUGGUGGCCAGGGUUCGCCAUCGGGUUGUAUACGCAAUGGUGGGUCAGGACUAGGAAGCCAAGAUGGUACAUCAAAUACAACUAUCUGACCUCCGCCGCUCUGGACGGAGGUACGUCCAUCAUUUACUUCAUCCUUAAUUUUGCGGUGUUCGGGGCAAGCGGAAAUGCCAUAAGCUUCCCUACGUGGUGGGGAAAUCCGGAUCCGAGCGUUAUUAGUGUCGUUCUUCAUAACGUGGUCACCAGUGAUAGGCCACCUUCCCCUGACGAAGUGUAUUUGAUAGCGGUUUUGUUGAAAUGCAAAAGGGAAGAGAUAUGUCGCACUUACUAUGAGGCCGUUAUGACAUUUGUGGCCAUUCGUUUGCUGUGGGAGAUGCUUUACAUAACUGAUCCGGCCAAGUUUCUUUUUUCAAACGUUGCUCUUUGGCCUGGGCCCGGUUACGAGUCGAGCGCUCGACGCGCUAAGCCAAGGAAAUAUCAGCGCUAG